Molecule: messenger RNA, 1068 nt
Organism: Williopsis jadinii
Lineage: Eukaryota; Fungi; Ascomycota; Saccharomycetes; Phaffomycetales; Wickerhamomycetaceae
Gene: IDH2
Product: isocitrate dehydrogenase (NAD(+)) IDH2
Exons: 2
Coding region: 1-1068 (355 amino acids)
Biological process (GO): isocitrate metabolic process; tricarboxylic acid cycle
Cellular component (GO): mitochondrion
Molecular function (GO): NAD binding; magnesium ion binding; isocitrate dehydrogenase (NAD+) activity
Source: RefSeq, a predicted model, not a curated record
AUGCUUGCACAAAGACUUAGAGCUGCGUCUGUUGCCAAGUACAACGGUGUGAAGAACGCCAACGGCAAGUACACCGUGUCUUUCAUCGAAGGUGACGGUAUUGGUAUUGAGAUCUCCAAGGCGGUCAAGCAGAUCUACGCUGCCGCCGACGUUCCUAUCGAAUGGGAGUCCUGCGAUGUGACUCCAAUCCUCGUGAACAACCAAACCGCCAUUCCUCAGCCAGCGAUCGACUCCAUCAACAAGAACUUGGUUGCCUUGAAGGGACCAUUGGCCACCCCUGUUGGUAAGGGUCACAGAUCGUUGAACUUGACGUUGAGAAAGACCUUUGACCUGUUUGCCAACGUGAGACCAGCAAAGUCCAUCGAUGGCUACCCAACCCCUUACGAGAACGUUGACACCGUGCUGAUCAGAGAGAACACCGAGGGUGAGUACUCCGGUAUCGAGCACACGGUGGUGCCAGGUGUCGUCCAGUCAAUCAAGCUGAUCACCAAGGAGGCCUCUGAGAAGGUGAUUAGAUACGCGUUCCAGUACGCAAAGUCCAUCAACAAGCCAAAGGUGCUCGUUGUCCACAAGGCCACCAUCAUGAAGCUCUCCGAUGGUUUGUUUGUUGAGACCGCAAAGGAGGUUGCAAAGGAAUUCCCAGACGUUUCCAUUGACUUUGAAAUCAUCGACAACACCUCCUUGAGAGUGGUGUCUGAUCCAAAGCAGUACUCUGACGUUGUGAUGGUGAUGCCAAACUUGUACGGUGAUAUCAUGUCCGACUUGGCCUCUGGUCUGAUUGGUGGUUUGGGUUUGACUCCAUCAGGUAACAUGGGUGACAAGGUGUCUAUCUUUGAAGCCGUCCACGGUUCUGCCCCAGAUAUCGCUGGCCAAAACAAGGCCAACCCAACUGCUUUGCUGUUGAGUUCUUGUAUGAUGUUGCAGCACAUGGGAUUGGACUCUUACGCUGAAAAGAUCCAGAAGGCUGUCUUGAAGACCAUCGCUUCCGGUAAGGAGAACAGAACUGGUGACUUGAAGGGUACUGCUUCUACCUCCCACUUCACCGAGCAAGUCAUCAAGAACUUGUAG